Molecule: messenger RNA, 822 nt
Organism: Ostreococcus lucimarinus CCE9901
Lineage: Eukaryota; Viridiplantae; Chlorophyta; Mamiellophyceae; Mamiellales; Bathycoccaceae
Exons: 1
Coding region: 1-822 (273 amino acids)
Molecular function (GO): kinase activity
Source: RefSeq, a predicted model, not a curated record
AUGGCGUACGAAGGCGAUGAUGCGAGCGAUGCAGAGGGAGAAAAUGGAAUAAUUGGAAGCGCGCGAUGCGUGUGCUUGGUGGACGAUCGAGGGCAGAGAACGAUGCGGACGUAUUUGGGGGCGUCGGCGAAGACGCGAGCGGACGAUUUGCCGAGCGAGGCGUUGCGCUCGGCGGAUGUGUUGCACGCGGAGGGGUACGCGCUGUAUAAACCGGAUGUUUUAGCGCGCGCGUGCGCGCUGGCCAAGGAAAACGGCGCGCUCGUGAGCUUAGAUUUGGCGUCGUUUGAGGUUGUGAGGCACUGUCGAGACGCGCUGCGCGAGACGCUCGAGUCGGGCGUCGUCGACGUGAUAUUUUGCAACGAAGACGAGGCGCGCGAACUCGUGCGUGGAAUCGACGACGACGGCUGCGCGCGCGCGCAGGAGUCGCAUCCGCAGUUGAACGGGCGCGACGUCGAGCGACCGAGCGAGGAAACCGAGUUGGCGGCUUUGGCGUAUUUAUUGCGUUACGUCAAACUGGCCGUGUGUUCUCGCGGCAAGCGCGGGUGCGUCGCGAUGAACGCUGAAGGCGAGCGAAGCGAAUCUCGCGCCGAAGGCGUGGAAGCGAUCGACACCACGGGCGCGGGAGACACGUUCACGAGCGGGUUCUUGCACGCCUAUCUCGCCGGUGGAUCGUUGCGACAGUGCGGCGACGCCGGUUGCGCCGCGGGGGCAGAGGUCGUUCAAGUUCGCGGCGCGGAGAUGGACGACGAUCGCUGGCGUCGCGUGCGCGAAAAGAUUGCGAUAAUUUUAGGCAAGGAGCGCUCACCGAGCGCGACGAUGUAG